GGAAAAUGUGAUUUGGAAACACACGCAUGGAGUGUGAUCAUGGAAGCAGAGAUUGGAGCGAUGCAGCUGCCAGCUGAGGAGUGCCAAGGGUUGAUGGUCACCAUCGGAAGCUAGAGGGGGCAAGGGGGGCUCUAUCUGGAGUCUCAGAGGGACAGCAGCCUUGAUUUUGGACUUCUUGCCUCCAGUAAGUUGGCAAGAAUUUCCAAGGCAUCUCAUCAACAACUUCUGAUAAAUGAGGAAGUGGAGGCUGAAUUGUAGUUCCACAGCAUCGCGAGCCAGAAGCGGGGUGGGAAUCCAAGUCUUCCGGAUUCCCAGCUCCGUGAUUCGUGCCUGUCACAAAUUUGGGACCAAAAUCCACCUGUCUGUGGGAUUAACAACAGUCGAGGCUAUGAUUGACAUCGUGCCCUACCGAGUGCACAGGUCUGGCCAGCUGGGCGGCUGGACCUGGCUCUCUUGCCUUGGAUCCGUUCAGCCCAUUUUGUGGAUGGAUCAGGUGAAGUGUGGCUCCUGGGGCUGCUGGCUGCUUUCCAGCGUGCGGUUGCCGAGCAUGUGAAUGAGGCUUUCCUGAACCGCAGCUUCCACAGCGCGUGCCGAAGGAACCCUCACAUGGAACCUAAGGGCGCCAGAGGCAGAGCUGGAGGCGUGGUAUUGGUGGAUCCUGGGGAUGCAUGUUGGGGGCUGGGUGGGUGCUGGGAGAGAGGAAAGAACUGGACCCACCUGGAAGACCAGCCAGGUGUGGGUCAGAAGCUAUAAGCGUGAGAGGGCUCGAGGAAUUCUCAUAGUGCUUUCUGGAGCAGGGGAAAAGAGGGCUGGCCAGGAGGCCCCCACGUUUGUCUCCACCAUCCUGCAGUCUUCAUUUUCCCUCCAAAUGGGAGGGUUGCCCGCAGCUGGCCAGCCCGUCGUGGCACAGACUGUGUUUCUCUUCUUUGAGCGCCACACGAAAGACACUCAACAGAUGCCAACAGGCAAGUUGGAAGGUACAAGGGAGUCCCGGGAUUAUUUUUUUGGAGGCGUUUUAAAGGGUAGAUGGCUUCCUUUCUGCUCUGUGCCUGUCCCCAGCUCAGCCCUCCACAGGGGGACCCAGGCCCGUCCCCUUUCCUCCUCCCUUCCUCCCCGCAGCUUGUGUUCAGGGCUCCCUCCCAGAGCGCCUCAGCCCCUCUCCCCCUUUGCACCCAGGCCCAGCUCCAACAGCGCUUCUUUCCUGGAGAGGUCUGUCAACGGGGUGGCCCACCACCUUGCUCCCCAUGUCACCAGCCCUGCCCACCCACCCAGCCUUCCUCAGUCCCAGUCUGCCUGGAUUUCCUUGCAGAGCCAAAAGCUAGAACAAGUCGAGGCUGCUGCUGUUGCCCAACACACACUGUUGUCCCCAGCUCCACCCCAGAACAGCCCAAAUUCCCCAGAUUGCUGUGAAGAGAGUCAGCCUGUGCUCAGAGGCAUUGAGCAAUGCGGAGCCUCUCAGCGUCCCUGCCCCUGCACCCGGCAACAGCCAAGCGGCCUGAGCAUCCGGGGUCAGAUCGGAAGGUGUUUAAGGGAGGAUGGCUCCUUCCUUUUGGGGUGUAGUGGGAAAAUGUUGUUGGUGGGCAAAGGUCCCUCCACAUUACCCAUCCUUGGGGGGAGUCGGUUUCAGUUUGGGUUCAUGAUAUCUGGUUGCUGCUUUGUUUAGGGUGUGGGAGUCAAAGGCUGGAGGGUGGCGUUUUCAGGAUGGUGCGAACCUUUUACCUCUGAGUUGAAGGGAAGAGGGAAGCAGCUGCCCUCGCAGCAGGAAACAGAGUCCGGCCUGGAGCUGACACCUCCAGCUGGCCAGGGAGGAUGUCACCAGGCAGUUGCUAUGUCUUUGAUGUUGGGGCUGCCUUUUCUCCUCUCCCUGACCACCAGACAGCUGGGUGGGCUGAGAAGGAGGCGCCCGGCACACACGUCCGUUUCCUGGAAAGGCGUGGCCGCAAAGGUCACUCCAUGGACUCUGAGCAGGGGCCAUGGGGCCUCCUGAGCCCUUCUGGAUGGAGACCUGGGAUUUGGCCCCACAUUGCAUCCUCAGGCUUUGCUGGAUAUUCCCAGCCCCUCUGAGUGAAUUCCAGGGAGGUGUCCCCUGAAGCAGGAGUCCCGCCCCCAUGACAUGCUUGUCAAUUCACCACAAACCCAAGUCCAGGUGACCCAGGAGAAGAGGGCUGCCGAGCAAAUGUCCUGCAUGCAUUUAAAGAGUUAAUAAGGGAGGGCCAAGGAGCCUGAUUUAAAACAGAAUAGGAAAGUCUUUUAAAAUAUCUUUUUUUAAAAAAAUUAAAAUACCUUUAAAAAUCUUUAAAACAUGUAUCUUUUUUUCUUAUUAUAAAAGAUUAAAUGUUUAUUGUAGAAAAUCUGGAAAUGACAAAAAAGUAUAGAAAACAUGAAAACUCAUCUUGAAUCACCCAAGAAACUGUGAACCCGUGUUAACCUUAUGAUCUACCCUUGAUACACACAAACACACACCAGCACGCGUAUUUUCACACUCGACCGAGACCGUCCUACAAAUACAACACUUACCUUUCUUAAUUUCUCUUAAAAUUCCAUAACAAGCAUUUUCCCAUGUCUUCAAAACAUGAAUUUUUACAACUACCUAGCAUUCUUUGGAACGACUAAGCAAUUUAUUUAACAAACUCCUUAUAGGUUAUGUAUAGCACUUAAACCAAUUAAAAUGUACAAGUGUGCCUUAUGGAAUAGAAUAAGAAACCUGCCACCCUGAGCCUCCGUUUUCCCCAUCUCGAAAGUGGGAGAACUCUGCCUUAGCUCAGGUGGCUGGUGUGCUCUUUA
Molecule: messenger RNA, 2784 nt
Organism: Symphalangus syndactylus (siamang)
Lineage: Eukaryota; Metazoa; Chordata; Mammalia; Primates; Hylobatidae
Source: RefSeq, a predicted model, not a curated record